GAAUUCUCAUAGAAAUAUGUCAAUAGAUCCACAAAAAAAAAAUUAAAACAAUAAAAGUACAUAAAACGUAAAAAAAAAAAAGAUUGGAAGUUUAAAAUGAAGCUACUUGCGAUCCGAUCCGCAUUAAAAGAGGCGGCCAAAUAUCUCUAGUACACAGGCGGCUAACAGCACAAUCGGCCUUGGGUGUGGUACAAGCAGAGCCACACGAGUUUUGAAUUUUGGGUAAUAUAAGAAUCAUUGGAAAGGAAUUUCUGAGGUUACAAGAUAAGGAAGUGUGAAUCAGCCGUUCGAUAAAAGUGAUCAUAGUGCAACGACGAAUUUUACAAACGAUAGAAUAUUUUCCAACAUAGUGUUAACAUUGGUCUAAAUUCUUUUUUAAAUAUACAUUUUUGACUCACCGGAAAAAUGUCUAAUGUUAAUAAUUUAGAGCAACAUAUUGCAAACUUGCAAAUCAAUCAUGGCGAUAAUACAAUCAAAAUGGUUAAAUCUGGAAAGAAAGUUGGCCCUGCUGUACCACCAAAACCAAAAAAAUGUCAACCUCAGAUACCACAAAGUUAUUCAAUAAAGGCAGCACCGACGCCAUCAUAUAGCACUGUACUCAAUAAUGCUGGAACAAAUGAAAAAUCUACAAACUUAUACAUGAAUUCACCUUCUCCAUAUGUAUCAAUGAAUAUGGAAAAGAAUGAUUUUAACAUACCCACAUUGACUAAUGGAAAAGAGACUGUGAAAUUGUAUCAAAACAAUGAAAAUUUCUAUGUACAUCAAACAAAGGAAAAGUUUGAACCUAAAUAUGGAUAUGAUGAGAAAAAUUAUUAUUCAAAUGUUGGAAAUUUACCAGCUCCUCAAGUGCCAGUGGAAGAUCGUAAUGAUAGAGCUACAAAUAGUGCGGUAUAUAGUAAUGUUGAAUCUCCAGCACCUGUUUCUGUUCCUGCACCAAAAAAAACAGAGAAAGAUAUCAUUUACAGUAAUAUACAAUGGAACCCAAAAUCAGAGAAUACUUACAGUAAUCUUCCAUCUACUCAUACCAGUGAUGAUUUACCGCCACCUCCUGAGCCUUCAGAAUAUGUUGCUUGCAUUCCAGGAAAUUCAUUCCCUCCACCCCCUGAAGAAUUGCCACCACCACCUAGUCCUGUUUCUUCCAGUUAUAGCGAAUUGAGACGUGCAACUUAUCAAACUGAUUUUCCUGCUGGAAAUUAUCCAAAUGACAUUUAUGGUCCAAGUUCUCAAUCUAGCUCAACAUAUGAGUCUAUAUACGAACCUAUUAAUCCUAGACCGCCAUCUCAACUAUCUUGUAAUUAUUCAAUGUAUUCUGGAUAUGGAUCUGCUACUUCAACUCAACCACAAGGAAAAGUGUCUCCUGUGAAAGAGGUUGAUGUUUUAACUGAUUUGUUGGUUCAAGGAAUGUCAGAUAAUAGCGAAGAAAGUGAUAUAUAUGGUAUUUGUGCACAGUGUGGAUGUAAAGUCGAAGGAGAGGGUACAGGUUGUUCUGCAAUGGAUAAAGUCUUUCACAUAAAUUGUUUUUGUUGUUAUGUCUGUAAAGUCAACCUACAGGGUAAACCUUUCUAUUCAUUGGAAGGUAAACCGUAUUGCGAAGAAGAUUACUUAAACACUUUGGAAAAGUGUUGCGUAUGUACUAGGCCAAUACUUGAUAGAAUAUUAAGAGCUACUGGGAAACCUUAUCAUCCAUCUUGCUUCACAUGUGUAGUUUGUGGACAAAGUUUGGAUGGUAUACCUUUUACAGUAGAUGCUACAAAUCAGAUACAUUGUAUUCAAUGUUUCCACAAAAAAUUUGCACCUCGUUGUUGUGUGUGUAAAUUACCCAUUAUGCCGGAACCUGGCCAAGAUGAAACGGUACGCGUUGUUGCUCUGGAUCGUAGUUUUCAUAUUCAAUGUUACAAAUGUGAAGAUUGUGGUUUAGUAUUAUCUUCUGAUUCAGAAGGUCGUGGCUGUUAUCCUUUAGAUGAUCAUGUGUUAUGUAAAAGUUGUAAUGCAAGCCGCGUACAAGCAUUAACAUCUCAUAUGACUACAGAAUUAUAAAUUUUACUGAAAUUUUUUUUGAUGAUUAGAUUUUCGUAUUCAUAUAUCAUAUGUUUGAUUAAUAAUUCAAACAUUUUUAAGUAACAUUUCUAUCUAUUGUUUAAAGAAACCAGAAUUAAAUUUAGAACUUACUUAUUCCAUAACAAAUAUAUAUGUGUAUAUAUAUAUACACACCACAUACAUAUACACACAGUCACGUUGAUAGUAGCAAACGUAAGUGACUUUACGUUUUGUGACUGAAACAAUAUAUAACGUAAUAAAUUUGUAUUAUUUACGAAUAUUAAGAUUAUAUUGAUAAAAAUAUUCUUAUCAUACUGCCGAUUUUAAAACUUUACAUAUAACUAUUGUAAUAGCAAGUAACAAACGUAUUAAUGAAAAAAAAUAUGUAAUAAAUAAUAUUAAAGGAAUAUUAUCUAUCAACUAUUUAUAGAAAGCUUCUUUUAUGGGGCACUUGUUUCGACAUUAAAAUAAGAGGCCGUGCCAUUUAUAAAAAGUUCCAUUAUUAGAGAAAAGAUAUUCAUAAAUAUACUAAACAUUGUGAUCUAUUUGUAAGU
Vespa mandarinia (Asian giant hornet) is the source of this 2591-nucleotide messenger RNA. It is a transcript of the gene Zyx, whose product is annotated as lipoma-preferred partner zyxin. The record is from RefSeq and is a predicted model, not a curated record. Gene Ontology annotation, biological process: cell-cell adhesion. Gene Ontology annotation, cellular component: stress fiber; focal adhesion. NCBI's taxonomy places the organism in Eukaryota, Metazoa, Arthropoda, Insecta, Hymenoptera, Vespidae.